This is a messenger RNA of Girardinichthys multiradiatus, 4523 nucleotides long. RefSeq names its product vesicle amine transport 1-like (gene vat1l). The record is from RefSeq and is a predicted model, not a curated record. The transcript is spliced from 9 exons. Gene Ontology annotation, molecular function: oxidoreductase activity. Lineage: Eukaryota; Metazoa; Chordata; Actinopteri; Cyprinodontiformes; Goodeidae. Bases 99 to 1340 code for a protein of 413 amino acids.
CUUAAUUCAGCCCCCGGCUCUGUAACUGAGCUCAGGAUACAGCGGCUGUCUGCGCACAGACUGCUCCCCACAUCACUGGAGAGCAGCAGGUCUGCGACAUGGCUAAAGAAGGAGCAGAUAUGACUGAGGAAACCCAGUAUAUGAUAGACAGGAAUGCGGGUAAAGAAGGGGUGAGCGUGGAAUCGCCUUCAAACGCCAAAGAAAUGCGAGCGGUGGUCCUGGCAGGUUUCGGAGGUCUGAACAAACUCCGGGUUACCAAGAAGGCAAUGCCCGAGCCCCAGAAUGGUGAAGUGAAGAUCCGCGUCAAAGCAUGUGGCUUGAAUUUCCUGGAUUUGAUGGUACGUCAGGGGAAUAUUGAUAAUCCUCCAAAAACUCCCCUUGUUCCUGGAUUUGAGUGCUGUGGAAUAGUGGAGUCUGUGGGUGAAAACACACAGGGAUUUGAGAUAGGUGACAGAGUUAUGGCAUUCAUGAACUACAAUGCCUGGGCCGAGGUGGUUUGCACACCGGUGGAUUUUGUUUACAAGAUGCCAGAUGAAAUGAUGUUUGCAGAGGCAGCAGCAUUCUCCCUGAACUUUGUGGCUGCGUAUAUGAUGCUCUUUGAAGUCGCCAAACUACGGGAAGGAAUGUCGGUGCUGGUCCACUCAGCUGGGGGUGCGGUGGGACAAGCUGUGGCUCAGUUAUGCUCCACUGUACCUAAUAUAACUGUGUUUGGGAUUGCUUCCUGCUUCAAACAUGCAUCCAUCAAAGACUCCGUGACGCACCUCUUUGACAGAAACACGGACUACAUACAAGAAAUCAAAAAGAUCUCUCCAGAUGGAGUUGACAUUGUGCUAGACUGCCUGUGUGGAGAAAACACAGGGAAAAGCCUGAGUCUACUCAAGCCACUGGGAACCUACAUCCUCUACGGCGCGUCAAACAUGGUAACUGGGGAAACAAAGAGUUUCUUCAGCUUUGCAAAAUCUUGGUGGCAGGUGGAGAAGGUGAAUCCUAUUAAACUUUAUGAGGAGAACAAAGUCAUAGCUGGGUUCUCCCUCCUCAACCUCCUCUUCAAGCAAGGACGAUGUAGUCUUGUGAAAUCGGUGAUGGACAAACUCUUGAGUCUCUAUGAACAGAAGAAGAUCAGGCCUCUAGUGGAUUCCUUGUGGGCGCUGGAGGAGGUGAAAGAGGCCAUGCAGAGAAUUCACGACAGAGGCAACAUUGGAAAACUUAUUCUGGAUGUUGAGAAGUCUCCCACCCCUUUGAUGGCCAAUGAUAGCACAGAGACCAGUGAAGCUGGAGAGGAAGAGGAGGAGCCUGAAGGAGAUAAUGACAGCAAGGAGCGAAUGCCUUUCAUCCAUUAGAAUCGAUGUAUGCCACUGCUGCUCACCUAGAGAUGGCACAGAUUCACUACGGAGGAACCCAACCAGUGUGUAUAUAUGUCUGCAUGUCCUGUGUGCAUGUUUGCAUAAAUGUCUGAAUGUCUUGGUGCUUUUUGUCUGUUACCUAUUACUUGUUAGUAGAUUGGGAAAAGAAGAAAUAUAACCUGUUUGUAGUGCAGGAGCCAUUCUAUAGCAGCAUCUUACUCUUUGCUGUAUAAUGAUGUAAUGUCAGUAUUUUAGUUUAAAUUAUAAAUUAUCUGCCAACAGUACGAUGUAUUGAAAGCAGAUUGUAAAUGCGGGAAAACCUGCUGAAUCAGUCCUAUUUAUGCUAAGCAGACUUUGUUUGGUAACAGGAGAACAAUUUUAAGUUGAUAAAACAACAGAAAAAUUGUGGAAAUUUAUCUUCGUAUCUUAAUGCUGUCCAAGGGUGCACAGUGGUAUGCACACCUCUGUUUAAAGUCCAGGUUUUGUGACAUAAAAUAUGAGACAACCAUAAAAAAACUUUCUAAAUGUUUUCUAUGUGUCCUGUCCAAUUCAACUGGGAAACAAGCAAGUCUGUUAUGGAGAAAAGUGUAAAAAAAUUAAAUGGCAUUAAUAUGUUGGUUUGUUAAUUCUGCACACCCACAAACUAAUGCAUAGUUGAAGCACCUUUUGAUUUUUAUUCCACUAUUUAGUUUUCUUUAGUAGGUGUCCAUCAUUAUCCCAAAUUUAGACCUAGCAAUAUUGUCUUUCCUAAAGAAGUUGUCCAAAUCAGUCGUAUUAUAAGGACAUCUCUUGUCCACAGAGUCCUUCCUUAACAAACCCUAGACAUUUUGAUUCACAUUUAGUUCCAGACCAUUCCCCAACUUUGAUUUUCUUCAGAUGAAGGCAGUCUUUUGGUAAUUGGGAUUUAUGCCUGGUCUUUCUGUGUUACUGAAGAAUAAAUCCCCUUUUCAUCUUCAGAUUUCCGGCAGACAUCUGAAGGUUUUGGUCAAAAUUGACCAAUAUUCAGGGCGUGGCAUGUGGCGUAACGGUAGAGCGCUUGACCCAUGUACCCAGUUCUUGAUGCAGCCGUGUCCCAACCCCGGGGACCUAUGCUGCAUGUCUUCCCCCUCUCUCCACCACAAGUUCUGUCUGCCUACUUAAAAAAAAAAAACUUAUUACAAAAAAAAAAAGAAAUUCAGGCAUUAGUAUUGCAAUAAAACCCAUUCAGGACUGCUCAUGAUUUUAUCGACAUUGACAUAAAACUUCACUUUGUUGUGAAGUUGUGAAAGUAACUCCAGAGAAUGAUGUUACCACCUCCAUGUUUCCCUGUGGAUUAUCUUUUGAAAUUGUGGCCCAAAGUCAAGUUUUGUAAAAUAUUUUUUGUCCAGUUAUUAAUGACUGUAUUUGCUGGGCCAUAAUAUAAAAUGCUGUGGGGUGAAAUUGUGACCCUCUCCUGACUGAUACAUUUGCAAAACAACAUCCUUUUGAUCUUUUGUGACUUCUCUGCAAACAUUUAACUAAAAGGAUGCAAAUUAGAAAAUGUCAGGGAAAUCCUACUUGGACAGGUGAAAGUGUUUUAGAUUAAACUCAUUUACUAUAGCCGAUCGCAGGUGUGAACUCAAGACGUAAUCUUGAUCUUUAAUUAAAAAUGUGCUUCAAAAACAUUAGUUUCAAGGUGCCUGCUCUUAGGCAACCAUGUUUGCAGUCUUUGUUUUACAAACAAACUCUAACACACAGUAGUUUAUUCUAACCUCCCCAACAACCCCGCACCAUUCCAAACCCUUUGUGAAGUGCCUUGAGACGACAUGUGUUGUGAAUUGGCGCUAUAUAAAUAAAACUGAAUUGAAUUGAUUUGAUUGAAACAUUUUCUCCCGACAUAUGUGUUUGUUUUUGAGUGGAACUGUGCACGUUAAAGGCAGGGGCAGUUAAAAAAUUAUUCACCUUAUUUUUUUACAUCCCAAAAACCUUGCCUAUUUAAAUUGAGCAUAUACACUUUUGAAAGUCAUUGUAUGUCCUUUCCACAUAUGACAAAGUAAAGUGCCAAAAGGAUAGCCAGAAAAGUUGGUGUGUGGACGUUGUACUAUAACUUUUACCUGAUAAGCCAUCCUUUAAGGAGCACCAGUGCCUUUGAGCUACAAAUUAGUGUUUUUAAUAUGUCCACAUGUGAAGCUUGAAAUAAAACACUAACAAAAAUGUUUUAGUUAAACUUACAAAUUGGCUUAAAAGAGGUCAAAUUUGUGUAAUGAUUUUAUGCCUUGUAAGAAGACAAAGGUUUUCUGUUUCCGCAGUGUGCUGGUUGAUUCCAAAAUGAUCUAUUUAUCCCGAGCGUGACUAAAAUACAAAACAUGACAUAGUGUUACCCUUAUUAUUGCGUAUAUAAUGCAGAAGGAGUGAUAAUAACUGAUCCUGGAUUUUCAUGAAGUAGCCAAUCAGAGUGGAGUCGAAGGUCUGUGGAGUCUCUGCUCUCCUCGUCUGACCAAAGUUGUUUACUUUUUGGUGCCUCACAACAAAGUGCCAUAAUACUUAGAGAUGAAAAUUUUUACUGUGAAAGCUAAUGUAAGUUUGAUCAGCACUAUGUCUUAUAUGUUUAAGAAGCUAUCUGUGAGUUGUUCCAAAUUCUUCCACAUCUGUUCAGGUUAGAGUUUUGGUUUUAGUUUCUACUGUAAAAAAGGAUUUGUUAUUUGCCCUUUUUGCACAGCCUUGCAUCCACGCUGUGUUUUCAAAUGAGCGGGUUGUUUAAAUGAUGCAUCAUUUUAUACAGGCCAAAUUUUCUCAGCUUAAACAAAUUAAUCUCACCAGUACAUUUUAAAUACAUCAGCAUUACAACAAAAACAGAACUAGUAAAUCCUGCAACUCUUGAAAGUGUGUGAAAAGGCAGUUUGAAACUAGUAUACAGUCAAAGUCAUGAAGUCUUUUAGAUUUUGGAACUAGAAGAAAGGUUUUAGAUUUUUGCUGCCUUUAAUGUCCUGUCUGUGUGAAGGAGUGUGUCUGUGAAUGAAAGGAUAUGUGUUUUUUGGGUGUGCGUUACUGUAUUUGCUUGUAAAAGAUAAAAUAAAAUCUGUGCAAAGACAUUCAGCACUGUAGUGUAUUUGCAGCAUUCUUUUUAAAAAACGGUCUUAUAUUUUUGUCACAGUUUUUGUAUAUUUUCUUUGAGCGCGGCUCUGUUUACUUGAAUAAAUUUAUCUGCAAAGUAUACCAUAA